This is a messenger RNA of Entelurus aequoreus (snake pipefish), 3455 nucleotides long. RefSeq lists its product as uncharacterized. The transcript is spliced from 13 exons. The coding region runs from base 289 to 2535 and encodes 748 amino acids. Lineage: Eukaryota; Metazoa; Chordata; Actinopteri; Syngnathiformes; Syngnathidae. The record is from RefSeq and is a predicted model, not a curated record.
AAACAUGCUAACAUGGACUCUCCUAAAACAUGCUAACAUGGACUCUCCUAAAACAUGCUAACAUGGACUCUCCUGAAACAUGCUAACAUGGACUCCUGAAACAUGCUAACGUGGACUCCUGAAACAUGCUAACGUGGACUUCUGAAACAGGUCCACAUGGUGCUGGUCCACUCCUGCUAACCAGAAGGAGGAUUCUGCCGGGCGCCAUGACGACCAUCUGCUGGGACAGACUUGCAGUGUCUUCACAUCCUUCUGCUCCUCAAACUCUCUUGGCUCGGCCGGUCUGAGAUGGCGGCCAAGCUUUACUAUGGAACAAAGAAGUCAAGCGAACACGGUUGGAUUGGACGACACAUACGAAAAAUGGGAAUCAGCACUCGUCGACUCGUGCUGAAGAAAGGUGCGAAGCCAACUAUUUUCGAUAGACCACGGACAAGUCCGGAGCACCCGACCCCCUCCACAAGCGGACAGACUGGGCACAUGAGGUCUGCAUUUGCCAAAAGGGAAAGGAAGAGGACAAUAGAUCAGAUCAUGGACAGUACGACUACGGCAUCAGUGGCGGAUGCGGUGGAUGAACCAAUGGCAAUGGCACUAGAUUUGCCUGAUGAGGAGGGCGAUCAAGAUCAGGGAAAUACAAGAGAACAAGGAUGCCAGACGGACUGGGUACCGAUUGGGACAGCACCAACAGCAAUGACCAGUAGCAAGAGCACCCAAACAGGGAAAAUACAUCAUAGAUCAAAGGGACACCAGGUGACCCCAGAUAUCCUCGAGAGGGUUAGAGCUCGGCCGGCCAGGGUUAGUGAAGUCCCAUUGUCAAGUGUAGCAGCUCCAUCUGACAGCCCCGAGAUGCAGACUAACAUAGCAGCUCCAGGUGUGUCUGGAAUGCAAGCCAAGCUACGACCACCUCCUGCAUUGUUUGAUGAAGGACCAGCAUCAAGUCCCACUGCGCCUUUUGUUGGUGGUUCUUCCGAUGACAGCUAUGUGCCGAGUGAGUCAACGACAUCGGAUCCGUGUCAAUCUGACGGGUCGCCAGAUCGCCCAUGUACUCACCAGAUGCAUGAAGAGGGCUGCCACAAGGAACCGAAGUACAUCAUCUUUGAGUCGUGCCUCCAGAGUCUCGUCAAGUGGUGUCACUGUCCAGUCUGUGGCAGCCAGGACAUAAGCCCUUCUUGGGAUUCGAACGGUACACAGCUGACCAUGACUCUUCAAUGUGCAUCAUGUGACCAGAGGAGUAGUUGGAGCAGCCAGCCAAACAUUGGCCCUUAUGCCGCGGGCAACAUCCUGCUGUCUGCUGGCAUCCUCUUCGCUGGGGCAUCUUCUGGCAAGGUGUUGCAAGUGCUGAACAGCAUCGGAGUGGUCACGUAUGUGAAGAGGACAUUUUUCAACCACCAGGAGCUCAUCCUGCAGCCAGCCAUCAAAAAGGUGUGGGAGGAACAGCAACGGACGCACCUCACCAUGCUGCAGGUGGAAGGCCGACCCCUCGUCCUUGGUGGUGAUGGGCGAGCAGACAGUCCGGGACACAGCGCCAAGUUCGGUACCUACACCACAAUGGAGCUUGUGGCCAAUGUGGUUCUCGACCUUCAGGUUGUACAGAGCAACGAAUGUCUUGGCAGCUACCAUAUGGAGAUGGAAGGACUGAAGAGGAUGGUGGAACUGCUGAUCAGCUGGGACCUGGAUGUCGGGGUGCUGGUGACAGACAGACACAGACAGAUCGCUAAAUGGAUUCGUGAAAACAUGCCCAAUACACGGCACUGCUAUGACAUCUGGCAUGUUGCAAAAUCCAUCGGAAAGAAACUGAAGGCCAUCGCCAAGCAUAAGGACUGUGAAGACCUGAAGCCCUGGGUGCAAAGUAUAAUCAACCACCUCUACUGGGCAGCAGUGUCUACACCGCCUGGAGAGGGGGAACUUCUGGUUGCCAAGUGGAAGUCUGUGGAGCGACACAUUCAGAACAUCCACAAGGACCAUGGCGACCUCUUCCCAAUUUGUACUCAUGGACAACUGCAACGGCAAAAGAAAUGGCUCAAACAAAGUUCACGCUCAGCAGUGAAACUGGAGGAGGUGGUCAACAACAAGUCCCUGCUAAAAGAUAUCGCCAUGCUGUCGGGUGAACACCAGACUUCCAAGGUGGAGGCGUUCCAUAGCCUUAUCAUACAGUUCGCACCGAAAAUGUAUGUCUUCUCAUACAUCGGAAUGCUGUGCAGGAACCUGCUUGCUGGGCUGCACUGGAACGAAAAUUCGAGCCGCCCUAUAGCCACUACACAAGCGGGUGCUGAGCGCUAUGCAGUACGCUACCCGAAGUAUAAAGCAGGGGGCCAUGUGGUCAAGAAAAUCGCGACAGAGCCAACAUACCGCUACGUAGAUGACUUGAUCAGGGAGGUUGUUGCUGGCUGCAGACAGACCCCUGACGAGAGAACACCACUCAGCGUCACUGUGGAUGUGCCUCCCUUCCUCUGCGAUGAACUGGAGAAGCCAGACAAGGAGGAAGCCAUCGCCAAGCACAGGAGUCGCUUCGGUAAGUGUGAAAUGCCCUCCCGGUAACAGUUAGAGAUGCUACCUCAGUAGAAGCAUUUAAGUCCCAUCUUAAAACUCAUUUGUAUACUCUAGCCUUUAAAUAGACCCCCUUUUUAGACCAGUUGAUCUGCCGUUUCUUUUCUUUUCUCCUCUGCCCCCCCCCCACGUGGAGGGGUUAUUCCGGUGACCAUGGAUAAAGUGCUGGCUGUCCAGAGUUGGGACCCGGGGUAUACCGCUCGCCUGUGCAUCGGUUGGGGACAUCUGCGCUGCUGACCCGUCUCCGCUCGGGGUGGCCUCCUGCUGGCUCCACUGGACCCUCACUAAUAUGUUAGACCCACUCGACAUCCAUUGCUUUCGGUCUCCCCUAGAGGGGGGGGGUUACCCACAUAUGCGGUCCUCUCCAAGGUUUCUCAGUCAUUCACAUCGACGUCCUACUGGGGUGAGUUUUCCUUGCCCGUGUGUGGGCUCUGUACCGAGGAUGUCGUUGUGGCUUGUACAGCCCUUUGAGACAUUUGUGAUUUAGUGCUAUAUAAAUAAACAUUGAUUGAUUGACUGAUUGAUUGAUUGAUUGAUUUUAUUGAUUAAGUACAGUGGCCAUGUAGAUUCUGUUGCAGUCACUGCACGUCUUGGAACCCCGUGUAGUCCAUCGAUGGGAAUGUUGUCCUAAUCUUAUGUACUACACAAGCUGGUAGUACCACCCUUAUGUCCUUUCCCAGAUAUCCCCAGCAGAAGCGGACAAACUGUCGAUAGGCUGUGUGUCGUCUCCGCCUGCAAGUAGCAAAUGAUGGCAGCUGUUAUUAUCCGGACAUGGAUACACAGUGACUCACUGUUCUCUGAGAUUCAAAAGACAUUGUCAUGCAUUCUAUUCAUUUGUCAUUUACUGUUGCAGUAAAUUGUAAAUAUUGUUGACAUCUACGGUCCAUCUAUGUAAUACUUCUAUGAUAUAU